CUUUCAUUGUAGAGGUACAACACCAAACUUUGACAUAAAUCUCAUGGCGUCAAUAGUGAAGCAGAAAAUACGCGACUCUAUCAAAGAGUCUAGUUCUGAGCAACCAGACUCGGGACUGCAGAAUAAAUACCUCCUUUCAGUAUCAGCUGGUCCUUCGUACGAACCAAGUACCCACAAACGCGUCCUUGUCAAUGACCCUCAUGAGGCAUGUACUUUCUCAAAUGAAUUCAUGACUGUAAAAGUUAAGGUUCGCAUCAGGGAUUAUCAUGGCCUACCAACGGGGUCACCCACUACUUCGACUUACUUUGACGAUAAGUCACACACCAAAGACAUGUAUAGCGUUGGGUUCUCAUUUGUCCCGAAAAUGGAUCUCAGCACCACUGAUAUUGUGUGGGGUAACGACUUCGACCACCCGGUGCGCGAUCGUCUUCCACCAGGCUUCAAUACGGCUUUCAGGAUAGUCAAGGAGUUCAUCGACCCAGGCCUGAGCUGCGAUGCUUAUGCCGACAAGCCAUGGCUCUACGGACCGGCGCUUUCUUGUUGGUUCCGCUUCCGUAUUGGCGAAGUGCAACAUACUCUAAAUGAAAGCCCAUUUCCAUGCGCCGACGAAUCACAUCCGCUCGAAGAGGGUGCGGAUGGCACGGGAACUGAUACUCGCAGCGCAGCCGGUAUGCCAGAAGACUCCGAGAAACGCAGAAAAUUUUUCCUCGACGCCAGGAACCGCGACAAACUCACCUUCGAAAAGGACCGUGUCUACCAGGGUGAUUUCUUUAACCCUUAUUUAGACUUUUCCAAAUUCGCGUUGCGCCUGCCAGGCUUCUCGUUGGGCGUGCUGAGGUAUAUUGACGAUAAGAGUCACACGCUACGGUACACGUGUAAAAACAACAAAACCGGGGAUGUGUAUUUCGUCGUCAUCUUCAAGCUCUUGUUCGGGGAAGAAUUGAGACGGGCAUUGGAGAGUGAUAGGGUCCCCAGCCAUGUGGAGGACUGUGGUACCAGGGGCCACGAAGAUAACCAGGAGGAUAGCCAGGAUCAUAACCAGGAGGAACAUGACUCUAGAUAUCAGUGCGUGCAGGAGGGCACAACACGAACAUCGGUACAGGAUACAAGCCAUGAUGAGAUCAAAGAAGCGCUAGAGAAGACGUGCACAUCUGACUACACAGAACAAAAGACGAGUAUAUUUGAUAUUUAAUUUAUAAUAGACAG
Molecule: messenger RNA, 1206 nt
Organism: Pseudovirgaria hyperparasitica
Lineage: Eukaryota; Fungi; Ascomycota; Dothideomycetes; Acrospermales; Acrospermaceae
Product: DUF1769-domain-containing protein
Exons: 1
Coding region: 365-1192 (275 amino acids)
Source: RefSeq, a predicted model, not a curated record